UAUAAUCUGUGCUCAAGGUUUAUAAAUUAUAAUAUAUAAGCCUUGCUGCGCGCCUUACAGUCAGUUUUCCAAGCUGUAAUGGGUAGACCUUAUAUCACAGAUAAUGUAUCUAUAUUGCAAAUGAGACAAUAGAUAUAAAAAAAUCAGGAAUUAUGUUUAUGAAUAAGACGCUCAUAUUUUUUCAGUUAUAUUGUGCCAUCUAUCGGUUUGAAAAGAAGCAACGUUUUACACUAUGUUUUGUGAGGGUUAAAUUAUGUCUUACAGCCAAAGGUUUUCAAUUGAUGAUGCUUUUGAAGAGGAACUGAUGGAUGAUAUAAAAGUUUAUGGGUCCAGUUUAGGGAAUUCUCCAUUACAAUCACCAGGCCAAUCCAAACUAACAAAAUAUGGUGGUACUGGUCAUGAAUCAGUUACAAGAACAAAAAAAUUUGAAGAAACACAGUCUCGAGACAGUGAUUCAUUAAUUUAUAAUUCAACGGCAUAUUCUAAUAAUAAGAACUGGUGUUGGCACCAUCCUCAAGUACGAGAAAACUGGCGUGUUGUUCUAGCUGCGGUAUUUUUGCUUAUUAUUGGAACUGCUUUAUUAUCUUUGGCUAUAAUUGUGCAAUUGACUCCUAAUACUGACUAUCAUCCAAUAGUGUUUUUCAUUGCUGGUUUCAUUUGUUUCAUACCUGGAGCAUAUCAUGUUAUAUACAUUUAUUUAGCUGCUAGAGGAUAUCCAGGUUACAGUUUUUAUAACUUGUCUUUAUUUAACUAAUUGUGAAAAAUUGAUAAAAAAUAAAUGUAAUUUAUAAUCAGUGAA
Molecule: messenger RNA, 799 nt
Organism: Sipha flava (yellow sugarcane aphid)
Lineage: Eukaryota; Metazoa; Arthropoda; Insecta; Hemiptera; Aphididae
Product: transmembrane protein 134
Exons: 4
Coding region: 254-754 (166 amino acids)
Source: RefSeq, a predicted model, not a curated record